CACACGCACGCACACUCAUCCACACCCACACGCACGCCCACUCAUCCACAUCCCACACUCACAUCCUCAAAAAAGCCACACCCGGACAGGCUUUAGUAAAAAUUUUGGCUCUAAAGGUCUAAAACUGAGUAAAUCAGUGACGAAAUCAUAUGAAUAAUAACAAUCAUAGUUAUCAUAAAAUUUUUCGGUUAUCUCUAAAUAUCUUACAAAACGGCAAGAUGAAUACUUUUUGUACCAAAACCGCCUGAAUCUUUUGGUUCGUAUAGUUAUACACACAAGAAUAAUUUAAUGAACAGAUUCGUUUGUGAUCUGUACUAUUGUUCUAUUUCGCCAAUGACAAUUCUAAGCAAUAAUAGUUUCGUUCAAUAUCGAAUAAUAUCUACGUCGAGUUUAUUACUUUGAAGUAAUUCUUAUAAUAUUAUUAUAUAUGUAGCAUAAAUAACUAUAAAUCGUUGUUAUGCGUUUAUCAAGUGUUUCUUCUUUUUUAGCCCAAAUUUUUUAACUAAGCGAGAACGUGAAACUGCUGCAUUACAACGACGACAAGAAGAAGCUGAAGCGAUUCGUCAACGCAAUGAAGAACUGCUUAAAAAACAUGAUACAUUCAAUAAAGAAGCUGAAAGAACAGCUGUCAAAGAUGAUGGUGGACGCGAUCGCCAUCGACAUGAAGAAGAUGAUCAAAUAGAUUGA
This is a messenger RNA of Rotaria sp. Silwood2, 687 nucleotides long. The record is from the annotation of a GenBank genome assembly. Lineage: Eukaryota; Metazoa; Rotifera; Eurotatoria; Philodinida; Philodinidae.